CGUUGCAGCGCCUCGGCGUAGGGAGAGUCGGGUAGCAGCAUCUUCCCGGGCGCCGCUUUCGCGCGGCGGCGGGGGCUUCCUCUGCCCCGAUUCCUCCUUGGCCAGAAGCGGCUGGUGUCGGGGGCGAGGCGGGCAAAGGAGCGCUGCCGGACCCCGGUUCCUUUGCCGAGAGCUGUGUGUAUAGGAUCCUUCCGGACCAGUCCGAGGCUGCGGAGCGUCGGGGACUGCCGGCAAUGCCCGCCGGGGCAUCCUCUGGGUGAUGGAAGAAGCAGCUGCCGCCGCCGCCGCCGCCGCCGCUGCUGCUGCAGGGUCGCGCUGCGCCCCAUUCACCGCCACCAGAGAGAUGGGAAGAUUCGUAGCGCGGAGGCCGAGAGCGAGAGAGGCGGAGCCGCUUUGCCUGGAGCUGGGUCCCGUAUAAGCCCCCUCCCCCCUCCAACCUCCCCCAGCGGGCUUCGCCCCCCGGAGCGAGGGAGGAAGCUGCGAUCCCGAGAAGGCGCAGGAGACGCUGCUAGAGCCGGGCGCGCUGGGCUCAGCAGAACGCGGAGCAGAGCUCCGGGCCCAGUGAAAGUUUCCCUUCCCGAGCCGCAGGGCGUCCGCUGCCCGGAAACUGCUCAGGGCUUGGGCUGCAGAGUCCCGCGGCCUCCUCGAAGGCACGGGGACCCCCAGCAGAAGACAGCGCGCGAGAAAUCGGGGAAGGAGUAACAGCAGGACAGACCGCUGGGCUGCGAUCCGGGACCGAUCCGGGUCGCGCCGGCGGCUCCAGGUCCUUCUCCGAGCCGCUGCCAUGGGAGAGCCAGCUCUGGGCGCCGGGGACCAGCCGCCGCUGCUGCCACGCCCGCCUCGGAGCCGCGGACCCAGUCCCCGCGCCCGAAGCCGGCCCGCUGCGUCCCACUCCCGGGCUGCAGGGCCGCCUCCACCGCGCCGCCGGCCGGGGCUGUGCCUGUGAUGAGCCGCAGCCCGCUGCGAGCCCUGCCCCCGGGCGCGCCCCCCGGGUUGCUCCCGGCCGCGCCUGCAGCCGCGGCGCGCGCCCUGCUCCCGCCGUGGCCCCGGCGGCCGGGCCGCCGCUGGCCCGCGUCCCCGCUCGGAAUGAAGGUGUUCCGCAGGAAGGCGCUGGUGCUGUGCGCGGGCUAUGCGCUGCUGCUUGUGCUCACCAUGCUCAACCUCCUGGACUACAAGUGGCACAAGGAGCCGCUACAGCAGUGUAGUCCCGACGGGCCGUUAGGUGCCGCGGCGGGGGCGGCUGGCGGCGGCUGGGGGCACCCGGGCCCUCCUCCAGCCGUGUCGCGCCAUGCACACACCCGCUUGGAUCCCCGAACCCUGUACCGUCCUCUCGUCGCCGCCGUCGGGGCGGCUCCUGCAGCCGCGGCGGGGGCCGCUGCCCCUUCCGGCAAUAGCACCCGAGGCACCGGGGGCAGCGAAGACAAGCGGCAGUUGGUGUACGUGUUCACCACCUGGCGCUCAGGCUCGUCCUUCUUCGGCGAGCUUUUCAACCAGAACCCCGAGGUGUUCUUCCUCUACGAGCCAGUGUGGCACGUGUGGCAAAAACUGUACCCAGGGGAUGCCGUUUCCCUACAAGGGGCAGCCAGGGACAUGCUGAGCGCUCUCUAUCGCUGCGACCUCUCGGUCUUCCAGCUGUACAGCCCCGCUGGCAGCGGGGGGCGCAACCUCACCACGCUGGGCAUUUUCGGUGCGGCCACCAAUAAGGUGGUGUGUUCUUCGCCGCUCUGCCCUGCGUAUCGGAAGGAGGUCGUGGGGUUGGUGGACGAUCGCGUGUGUAAGAAGUGCCCACCUCAGCGCCUGGCGCGCUUCGAGGAGGAGUGCCGCAAGUACCGCACGCUAGUCAUCAAGGGUGUGCGUGUCUUCGAUGUGGCCGUGCUGGCGCCGCUGCUGCGCGACCCUGCCCUGGACCUCAAGGUCAUCCACUUGGUGCGCGAUCCCCGAGCUGUGGCCAGCUCACGCAUCCGCUCGCGCCACGGUCUCAUCCGUGAGAGCCUGCAGGUGGUCCGGAGCCGGGACCCGCGAGCCCAUCGCAUGCCCUUUCUGGAGGCCGCCGGCCACAAGCUUGGCGCCAAGAAGGAGGGUGUGGGUGGCCCGGCAGACUACCACGCGCUUGGCGCUAUGGAGGUCAUCUGCAACAGCAUGGCGAAGACCCUGCAGACGGCCCUGCAGCCCCCCGACUGGCUGCAAGGCCACUACCUGGUGGUGCGGUACGAGGACCUGGUGGGAGACCCUGUGAAGACCCUACGGAGGGUGUAUGACUUUGUGGGACUCCUGGUGAGCCCUGAAAUGGAGCAGUUUGCCCUGAACAUGACCAGCGGUUCCGGCUCUUCCUCUAAGCCUUUCGUGGUGUCUGCACGCAACGCCACGCAGGCCGCCAAUGCCUGGCGGACCGCCCUCACCUUCCAGCAGAUCAAACAGGUGGAGGAGUUUUGCUACCAGCCCAUGGCUGUGUUGGGCUACGAGCGCGUCAAUAGCCCCGAGGAGGUGAAAGACCUCAGCAAGACCCUGCUCCGCAAGCCACGGCUCUGAGAGGGCUUCCCAAGAGACGUGACUCGGUGUGGGAGACACCCAUUACCAGAUUGUGGUGUGUUUAAACAAAAACAGUUCUGACCCAAACUGAGGAAGCUCACAUAUUCUGUUAUAGAUCUAUAAUAUAAGUAACCACAGAGGCACUUGCUGUCAGUGUUCUGAGUCAUUGCAUUCCAAGGGACAGUCACAAUACACACACAUUUCAGAAACGGCAAGACUUGAAUGUUCUGACCAGCUACCCUCCUGCCCCCUCCCCUGCCUUUUCUCUCUCCCCCUUUCUUCCAUGUCUUACCUUCUCCAUUACCUGUCCUCCAUUUUGAAGUGGGAUGUUGAUUAGAUCAAGAUCCGGUAACUCAAAUCUUGUUUACAAAAUUUUUGUGUUAUCUGUGAAAAUGUAAAAGAGUAAUUUGGAUGUGGGGGUUGGAAUAGAGAAAGGGGAAGUGGUCCCGGAGCAAAAAGCCCCGUUGGGCAUGAUAAACCAAGGAGGCAUCCUUUUAAAGUAGACUUUUCUGUAAAAAACAAAGGUUCUAUGUGAGUAUUAAUAAAGAAGAUAAUAAAUAAUAUUCUUUUAUAUUUGCCUCCAUUA
Hipposideros armiger (great roundleaf bat) is the source of this 3115-nucleotide messenger RNA. RefSeq names its product carbohydrate sulfotransferase 2 (gene CHST2). Bases 946 to 2529 code for a protein of 527 amino acids. Gene Ontology annotation, molecular function: N-acetylglucosamine 6-O-sulfotransferase activity. Lineage: Eukaryota; Metazoa; Chordata; Mammalia; Chiroptera; Hipposideridae. Gene Ontology annotation, biological process: sulfur compound metabolic process; carbohydrate metabolic process; N-acetylglucosamine metabolic process. Gene Ontology annotation, cellular component: Golgi membrane. The transcript has 2 exons. The record is from RefSeq and is a predicted model, not a curated record.